GAUCCGAAAUCUCAAUGGACUGUCAGAGGUUUCAUAUGUCACGAUUCUUUCUCCUCUCAUUGUGCUGGGCAGUGUGGUCUGUCUGGCUGUGUGCCGGCGAUCCAAAUGAGGCUUCUACAGUGAAUCUGCAGAGCUUCAUUGGCUGUGCUGUGAGAGAGUUCAGAUUUACGGCGCGUAAACCAGGCUGCAGGGCCCUGCAGAUCACCACCGAUGCCUGCUGGGGGCGCUGUGAGACCUGGGAGAAGCCCGUCCUGGACCCGCCUUUCGUCGAGUCCCAUCAGCGGGUGUGCACCUACAACGAGACGCAGCUUGUGACCGUGCGGCUACCGGACUGCGCGGAGGGCGUGGACCCCGGGUACACCUACCCAGCUGCGCUCCGCUGUGACUGCGGGCUGUGCGCUACCACCACCACCGAGUGCGUCACCUCUGUGUGA
Molecule: messenger RNA, 434 nt
Organism: Electrophorus electricus (electric eel)
Lineage: Eukaryota; Metazoa; Chordata; Actinopteri; Gymnotiformes; Gymnotidae
Gene: gphb5
Product: glycoprotein hormone subunit beta 5
Biological process (GO): G protein-coupled receptor signaling pathway; regulation of thyroid hormone receptor signaling pathway
Cellular component (GO): extracellular region; cytoplasm
Molecular function (GO): hormone activity
Source: RefSeq, a predicted model, not a curated record